Antechinus flavipes (yellow-footed antechinus) is the source of this 2949-nucleotide messenger RNA. It is a transcript of the gene VAMP7, whose product is annotated as vesicle associated membrane protein 7. Gene Ontology annotation, biological process: vesicle fusion; exocytosis. NCBI's taxonomy places the organism in Eukaryota, Metazoa, Chordata, Mammalia, Dasyuromorphia, Dasyuridae. The transcript has 8 exons. Gene Ontology annotation, cellular component: membrane; SNARE complex. The coding region runs from base 308 to 970 and encodes 220 amino acids. The record is from RefSeq and is a predicted model, not a curated record. Gene Ontology annotation, molecular function: SNAP receptor activity; SNARE binding.
CAGAAGGCUGCGGGCGGAAGAUCUCGAGUACCGGCUCGGAGCUGGGCUUGAGGGUCCAGCUCGCCCCGCCUCCUCCUCGGUCACUGCGUUCAGUUACAGAGGGCAGCGUCAUUCGUCUGUUCGUUGGCGUGCGCGCGCAAGCAGCACCCGUGGCCUCAACCCCUAUCGAGUGUACGCCCCCCCACGCGUCCACGCACGCACCCACGCAGUCCGUACGCACCUCCCUCCUUCCCCUCGGGCCCAGAGACCCUCUGCCGGCGACUGGGGCCAUUCGGGCGGGCCCCUCCAGCCACCGAGGAUUGAAAGCAUGGCUAUCCUUUUCGCCGUUGUUGCCAGAGGCACAACCAUCCUUGCCAAACAUGCUUGGUGUGGUGGAAACUUCCUGGAGGUGACAGAGCAGAUUCUGGCUAAAAUACCCUCUGAAAAUAAUAAACUCACUUAUUCACAUGGAAAUUACCUAUUUCACUACAUCUGCCAAGACAGGAUCGUGUACCUUUGUAUCACAGAUGAUGAUUUUGAACGUUCCCGAGCUUUCAGUUUUCUGAAUGAAAUCAAGAAGAGGUUCCAGACUACUUAUGGUUCCAGAGCACAAACAGCCCUUCCCUAUGCCAUGAACAGUGAGUUCUCCAGUGUUCUGGCUGCACAACUGAAACAUCACUCUGAGAACAAACAGGUGGACAAAGUGGUGGAGACUCAAGCCCAAGUGGAUGAACUAAAAGGAAUCAUGGUCCGGAACAUUGAUCUUGUGGCUCAACGAGGAGAAAGACUGGAAUUACUGAUAGAUAAAACAGAACAUCUGGUCGAUUCUUCAGUCACCUUCAAAACUACUAGCAGGAACCUUGCCAGAGCCAUGUGUAUGAAGAACCUAAAGCUCACCGUCAUCAUCAUCAUCGCAGCGAUGAUUUUCAUCUAUGUCGUCGUCUCGGUCGCCUGCGGUGGGCUCACCUGGCCAAGAUGUGUGGCGAAAUAAAUCCAGAACAAUCUUAAACUAAGAAUAUGAGGGAACAAGGAUUUAAGAAGCAACCCAAGUAACUUCCUCCUGAUUGCUGGUCUGUCCCUUCCUUCCACUUUUCUUCCAUUGUUCCCAGACUGCGGUUUUUUCUUUGUGUAUUCCAGUGCCCCCCAAAUGGAGCCAUCAAGUCACUGCUUCUGCACCACUGCCACCUUUGUUGGAAAGGGACUUGUAAUUUUGAACUCUUUGUUGUCACCCAGAUGGAGCCACCUCACUUCUCCAGUUGCUGCUUGGGAAUAAAGAGGGCAAACAUAUUGGUGUGACCAUUAUACACCGAAGCAUUUGCACUUUAAUGGAAUUUAAAUAAUGCAUCUCAGCCACAUCCCCUAUGAUCCGUAUGGACGGACACCAUUCCCAGUAGAGAAUCAGUAUUAGGGCCACGCCUUUGCUCCUUUGGGGGGGUUGAAGUUCCGGGAUUGGUGCCAUCCAUCCAUUCAUGUAGAUCCCACUUAAAGACUUCUCUUUGAGAACCAGGUAGGGAUCAGCUCAAUGAUUAAAAGAACCCAUGUGGUUCUUAAACCAGGAGGCGUCCUGUUCAGAAAAAUGGACCAAACCGUUCCUCUGCUUUUCUCUUGCAGUUGAGUUGAAAAAGUGAUGGUUUUACUCAUGUCCAAAGUUGGAACAAUGUAGCUACUUUCCCUAUUUGUGUGUUUAAGUAUUUUUGUCCUCUUGGGGGGAGGGGCUCUUCAGAUCACCCUCUUGUUCCCAGAGUGGUAGAACUUCUUUGACCAAGCUCGAUCCAGGAAAAGAGACUCUUAACAGCUGGGAUUAGCUUGGAAGUUGUUUAAGUAGGACACGGGAAAUAUUUUUCUUCUGGGGGCUUAACAGUUGUGUUGCCUUGAAUGAAUAAACUGAAUACCAAGUCAGCAAUGGCGCUGGUGUGGUAGCUGAGAGUACUUCUCUCUUCCCAUCCCCUGUAUUGGGUUUGGUUGCUGCUGAGCUACAGGCUGCACAUCCUUCAAAGCCAGGCCUGCGCAUGUGUCUGUCAAUGGCCAAACGAGAGAUUUAGCAAAUACUUGGCCAGAAUUCAGGUCACCGAGCAAAGCACAUUUUGCUGACUAAAGAGCCUUCAUUAGGGGGAUAGGAGCCCUUCAAAUUUUGAGAUUUCAAAAAUCAUUUGCCUAGAGUGGAGAUGGAAAGAGAGCAAAUAGAAUGGUGCAUAAAAGGAGCCAAAAAGCAGUGUAAUAAUCCGGAUCUGGAAGCUAGCUAGAGAUCGUGUAGGUUAGAGGUCACACCUGCCAGCUAGGAAAUUGGUACGUGUACAUCUCAAAGGGAGCCAGAGAUCCGUCUAUCGAUUUCUCAAUAAGUGCCCUUCCAUGAGAUUAUGUAUGAAGCUCUGACCCCUUUGUUACCUGAAGAAUUAGCGUUUACUCCGUUCUCUCCGAUCGCAGCUCCUCUGGAAUGAUCCUAACUAACCAUGUGCCUUGACUAUAUAUGCAUCACAUCAUAUGGCUCAGAGUGCCUACCCUUUUAACUGUAUUCCAUAAUUCACACUGUUUUAUUGCUACCUGUUCCUUCACAUCCACACUUCCCUCCCCUUAACCUGAAAUAUACAUCAAAAGCAUUACUAUCUCCUCUCUUGCCCCCCCAUGUUGUCAGGACCCUGUUGGUCAAGUUCAUCACAGUAGCUCUUUCAAAUCUUUUUUUUUUUUUUUUUAAACAUGACUUUAGCCUACUUGGUCCAGAACAGAAUUGUGUCCUUGGGUUACAAGCACCAAAAUAGCUUUACUCAGAAUUCCAAUUCCCUUUUGUGUCCACACCUGCACCAAGUUACCAGUGCACCAAACUGUGCAUGUUUCAAGGAAUUGACUUUGCUCUUGAUUCUGUUUCUGUAUAAAACCACUUUUAACAAAGAUGCUCUUGUCUUAAAGAAUGCAUUCAUUGACGGCGUCAUUGAAAAGCUUCACCUCUUGAAAUAAAACAGCACAGAAAUGUGA